This is a messenger RNA of Elaeis guineensis (African oil palm), 1917 nucleotides long. Its product is annotated as flotillin-like protein 3. NCBI's taxonomy places the organism in Eukaryota, Viridiplantae, Streptophyta, Magnoliopsida, Arecales, Arecaceae. The record is from RefSeq and is a predicted model, not a curated record. Gene Ontology annotation, cellular component: plasma membrane; plasma membrane raft.
CCAGCCCAGAUCGUUUCCUCCCCACCUAACCACAAAUCCUAAGCUCCAUACCUCUAAUUCUUUCUCCUAGCCUCAUACCACCUCCAGAAAAAUGGGUUUCUCCUACAAGGUGGCCAAUGCCUCCGAGUACUUGGCCAUCACGGGCUAUGGCAUCCAAGACGUGAAGCUCGCCAAGAAGGGAUGGAUCAUGCCAGGCCAGUCAUGCACCGUCUUCGACGUCUCCCCCGUCAACUACACCUUCGAGGUACAGGCGAUGAGCGCCGAGAAGCUCCCCUUCGUCCUCCCUGCCGUCUUCACCAUCGGCCCUCGUGUCGAUGACCCCGACAGCCUCAUGAAGUACGCCAAGCUCAUCUCCCCCCACGACAAGCUCUCCAACCACGUCAAGGAGCUCGUUCAGGGCGUCAUCGAGGGGGAGACACGAGUCCUCGCUGCCUCCAUGACCAUGGAGGAGAUCUUCAGAGGCACCAAGUCCUUCAAGCAAGAAGUGUUCGAGAAAGUCCAGCUGGAGCUCAACCAGUUUGGGCUCUUGAUCUAUAAUGCCAACGUCAAGCAAUUGGUGGACGUGAGAGGCCACGAGUAUUUUAGCUACCUCGGGCAGAAGACGCAGCAGGAGGCGGCGAACCAGGCGAAGGUGGACGUGGCGGAGGCGAGGAUGAAGGGGGAGAUCGGAGCGAAGCAGAGGGAGGGGAGGACGCUGCAGAACGCGGCGAAGAUCGAUGCGGAGACGAGGGUGUAUUCGAAGCAGAGGGAGGGGGAGGGAAGGAAGGAGGAGGUGCGGGUGCGGACGGAGGUGAAGAUUUUUGAAAACAAUAGGGAGGCCGAGGUGGCGGAGGCGGAUGCGGAGUUGGCCAAGAGGAAGGCAGAGUGGGCGAGGGGAGCGCGGGUGGCGGAGGUGGAGGCGGAGAAGGCGGUGGCGAUACGAGAGGCGGAGCUGCAGAUGGAGGUGGAACGGAGGAACGCGAUGCGGGAGACCGAAAAGCUCAAGGCAGAGAAACUCAGCCAUGCCGUAGUUGAUUACGAGAUGAAGGUCCAAGAGGCAAACUGGGAGCUCUAUAAGAAACAGAAAGAAGCUGAAGCCCAGUUGUAUGAGCAAGAGAGGGCAGCUGAAGCUCGUAAGGCCGCAGCAGAAGCUGCAUUUUUUGCUCGCCGGCAGGAGGCUGAGGGGGAGCUCUAUGCAAAGAAAAAGGAGGCCGAAGGCUUGAUCACACUCGCAGAAGCCCAGGGCAUUUACCUGCGCACAUUGUUAGACGCCUUGGGAGGGAAUUAUGCUGCUUUAAGGGACUAUCUGAUGAUCAAUGGUGGAAUGUACCAGGAAAUUGCCAAAACCAAUGCUGAUGCUGUGCGUGGUCUGCAGCCAAAGAUCAGUAUAUGGACAAACGAUAAAGAGGCAUCUGAUGGAGGGGCGAUGAAGGAGGUGGCAGGGGUGUAUCGUAUGCUACCACCAUUGUUCAAGACAGUGCAGGAACAGACUGGAAUGGUGCCGCCAGCAUGGAUGGGCAACCUUACCACUGACACAUCUACUAAAUUGUGAAAUUAAUCCACAAAUAUAUAUGUAGGGGAUUGUUCAGAAUCAAAUUCCUAGUUGAGGAGCAGAUUGUCAUAAAAUUCUACUGAUAUUGUUCAUUCCACAUGCCCCGUAUGGUUUACCGCCCUGGAAGAUUUCUGUUGCUCUUACUUCUCAGUAAAGGCUGCUAUUAUCCAACCUCAGGGAAACAGUUACUACCAUGGACUGCCAAGCUUUUCUGGCUGCCUUUAUCUCAGUAUCCACCUUAUCAGGUUUUUGCAGUUUUCAAGGGAUAUUCUGGCAAUUUCGGAUUUCUCCUGCUGGACUGCAGAAUUUCAGAAUGUGAAAAUGAGGUUGCUUCCAAGCAAGAUGACUGCUGACUUGCUAAUAUUGGUGCUUAUCAGUGAAGAUCU